Molecule: messenger RNA, 1269 nt
Organism: Rotaria socialis
Lineage: Eukaryota; Metazoa; Rotifera; Eurotatoria; Philodinida; Philodinidae
Source: the annotation of a GenBank genome assembly
AUGAAAUUUUGCACUUCAAUGCUUGGACUAGUGCUUAUAGCUGUCAGCAGUGCCGUCGUGAGUAGCGAUAUUUCACUUCCCGGUAAUGGUGUUCUUCAACCGCCAUUACAUUAUCAGCGUUAUCGUCGAAGUGAGUACAAGAAAGAUUCGCCAUACUAUCAGUGGUGGUACUAUUGGAUUCGUGAUACUAAAAAUGAUCGCCACUUCGCCGUAUCAUAUAGUAUUACAUUGUGUAAAAAUACUCAUAUCAAAUCUUGCGAUUAUGAUGGGGUCAUGGAGUUCUAUGAUAGAAAUGCAUUCUCUGUUAGUCAAGAAUUCAAUUUCAAAAUUCAUUCCAAUACGAAUGAAACUAUUCAUGAGCUUUUGCCAAUUGAUAAUGACAAAUUUAUAAUCAGAGGAAAUAUGACGAAGGAGAAUAUUAACAAUGUAUGGAUAAGUGAAGGCUGUUCAAAAGAUUUGGAAAUUCAGUGGAACUUGACACUAACUCGAAUCUAUGGAUGGUAUGCACAAGACGUGUUUGAAGUUCCUGAUAGAUGGCUAGACGGUAUGAUUAUGUGGAACACAUAUUCUCAUGCUGCUGAAGUCGAAGGACAAAUAAAAAUUGGAGAUGAUUUAUUUAUCAUAGAGAAAGAAAAUACUAGUAGAGCCUAUGGCGAUUCUAACUGGAGUGAAAGUAUGCCAUCUCCACCGCCAGAUGAUCAGCAUAGCACAAAGUAUGUAUGGGGAUGGUACUACGUAAGUAUUCCAGCCGACGACAAGUCUGAAGAGCUCAGUAUUAUAGCUGGCACUGGUCUCAGCUAUGCAGAUGAAGUUUUAGGUACUAUGGAUGGUCGUUUUUGCGAUAUUCGUUUAGAUGAAAAAACGCAUGUGGAACUAAGAAUGGUGAAAGUUUUGGAUUUAACGUUUGAUUCGUGCAAUGAUGGAAAACUAGUUCGAUUUGAUGUGGAACGUAGCAACUGGUUUAAUAUUACCGACUCAUUUGGUUAUGCCACUAUACCACUCCGUCAACUUGUUACAUUAGAAAGUGAUAGUUAUUUGAUUACCAUGGAUUUUAAUAGUGUCGAGACGAAUUAUAAUCGAUUACUGUUCCCCUUCACCAGUUAUGUAUUCUCAGAUUUUGAAGGUCUAGGUGUAUCGACAAACUUAUUGAUUAUUGACAAGAAAACUGACACGAUUGUAAGAAAUGUAACUGUGAACAGUGGAGGAUUAGAAUAUGGAUAUCGAUUCAAUAUAACUGUACCACCUCCCCCGAACCAAAGAAUUAUUUAA